AUGAAGUACCGAUUGUGUGUUUUGUUAAAUAUACUGUUCAACUUUUUGGAAAUAUCAAAAAGUCAAUAUAUAAUAGUUAACCGAAAAGCUAACAACUUAAACCAAUGUGAUCAAAAUAAUGCUCUGGUGGAGCAGUUCUUUAACAUCAUAUUCACAGAGUUCCAUCGAACUCCACCAGUUUGUGUGUGCGUGCAGAUGUGCAUAGAGAGCCCUACGUAUUGCUAUCCAAAUGGCUGUUUAAAAAAUUUAAAUAGAAGAAAAACAGAAGACACUACAACUGCUGCUCAUCCCGUUAACCGCAUACAGUACGAUGGUCACAAUCCGACGAAAUCUGUUAUGUUUCUAGUAGAUAAUGAUAAAGAUCUCAUUGAUAAUAUAUUUAAUGGACCUAAAAAAACUUCUCAUUCAGAAAAAAGAGAAAAUCCUACAUCACACGAACUAAUAUUCAGUCCAAAUCCAUUUAGAGAACUGGUGUUUAAAUACAGGAAAGUACCGAAAUUAGAAAUGAGGUAUAAUCUGCGUGAGAAAAUAAAAAAAUCAAGAUCAGACAAGAUUAAAUCAAAUAAACUAGAUAUGUCAAGGACAAGAUGGUCGAUGAACAAGCAGUUCUAUGGUGGAAAGCAAUUGUUAAAUAAAAUACGUCUUUACAAAAAAGAUGCUGAUGCCAGUCGAACAUUCUUCGCGUCAAUGUUUCCAGAAAUUGAAGCGUUAUCUACUCAACAAAAGUCUUUAGUCAAACGAGAAGACAGUAGUGGUUUUAAUGUAGACGCUUUAUAUAUUUAUAAGACACAUGCUAAUUUUUCUGUAGACAAACUCAUAGACGAUAUAAUCAUUAAUAGUUUAGAUGAUAACAACGUUAAUAUGAAAAUGAAUAAAAGAAUGCACUUUGAUGACAAAGCGAUUACAACAACAGAAACUUCUGGAGAUAUAGUUGAUGGAAAUGUUUCUGAAACUACUGUAACGGAUAAUGUUUAUGAAACUACAACAGUUGAUGAGAUUUUAAUGAGCUCAACACAACCAGAUAGAAAUAUAAUUAAUCAUAUACCACAUAUAAAUUUGACAACAAAUAAUAAAACAUAUCUAGAAGAGAUAGCAAUAAUGUCAGAGGAAAUAGAGAAAAACAAUAAUAUAACAAUUGAUAUAAUAAAUCGUUUAACUGGAGGACGCAUACUUAUAAAUAAAACCAAGAAUAAUAAUUAUGUAGAUGUUCCAAAAACUGAUUUUGAUCCAAAAACACUAAAAGAAAGUCAAAUAUUAAAAUUUACUACUGAAUCUAAUAAAUAUAAUGUAAUAAAUAUUAAUAACGUAGUCACUAAAAGAUGGUUAGCUCCAGUUUUAAAAAAUAAGUUCAAUCAGAAAAGUAGGCAAAGAAUUACACGCAAACUAAAUCAGAAAGUCAAUUAA
Messenger RNA from Vanessa tameamea, 1404 nucleotides. RefSeq lists its product as uncharacterized. The transcript is spliced from 3 exons. The record is from RefSeq and is a predicted model, not a curated record. Bases 1 to 1404 code for a protein of 467 amino acids. NCBI's taxonomy places the organism in Eukaryota, Metazoa, Arthropoda, Insecta, Lepidoptera, Nymphalidae.